ACAAUUUUUUCGGUGUUAAAACGUGUUAAAUAUUCCCUGUGAUUUGUAAAUUUCCAAAAAACUUUAGAAGCGUGAAAUAUAGUGUCAAAUAGUAUGAAUUCAUAUGGAAAUGUGAUAAAACUGAAAGAGAAGCGUGAUAAAACAUGUUAAAGACAUAAAAGAACAGUGUGUGUUUGUUUAAAAUCACCAGGAUUUGGUCGGAACAGUUGCUCGCAACCCGCGCCGCCGCCGACACAAAAUGGUGGUUGGCGGCGGCGGCUAUGGCAGCGCUCGCCGUAGCCACGAUCAUCGGUAACGCCGGCGUGAUCUCGGCGCUUUGGCGAGCGCGCCGAUCACCGCAGCACUACCCACUGGCGAGCCUCGCCGCCGCCGAUUUACUGAUCGGCGUGAGUGUACUGCCGAUAGCAGCUGCUAGGGAGCUUUUCACUUUUAGACUAAGCUUCAUCAUCUGCGCCUGUUGGAGUACCCUCGACGUCCUCUGCUGCACAGCGUCCAUCCUCUCCCUCUGCGCGCUCGGCUGGGAGCGCUACCGCGGUAUCACGGAUCCGUUCUCGCGCGCCGAUCGCGCCAAAAAGGCCAAAAUACUCGCUGUGCUGAUUUGGCCGCUGGCGGCGGCGGUGGCACUGCCAACAGCGUUUGUGAAGACUGAUAGUGUGUCGACGAAUGAAAUGGAUAAGGCGUGCACUGUUAAUACUAAUCCUAACUACGUGUUCUUCAGCGUAACUUUCUCAUUCUACGUGCCAACGUGCAUUAUGUUGGUGCAGUAUGGUUUGAUCCUUCGUGCUUUGUCUUCACGCCCGCCGAUCCGCGCUCAUAGAGGGCAGGUCCCAAAGGUGGAAAUGGUUGAGACUAAGUGCCCAGAAUCAAUGCAACAAACAGAUGAGGCAGGAGCGGCAGAGCGACAGAGACGGGCUACUAUCACCAUUAUCCGUCUCAUGUGCCUUUUCCUCAUAUGCUGGACUCCGUUUUUCAUCAUGUUACCGAUAGAUUCCCUUUGCGAUUGCGUCCAGGAUUCAACCUGGCAGUGGAGUACGUGGCUAGGCUACACUAACUCUGCGCUCAACCCUGUGGUAUAUGCUGCGGCAGCUACCAGGGUCCGUCGGGCGUUCCAAGCACUGCUCAAGAUGACGCACCUUAGUUGACACGGCGAAUGUAGAAGACGUGAGAAAUAAUUGAAAUUAUGGGAACCAACAUUUUUGGAUACAAUAGAAUAUAGGGUAAACUAACAUGAGACAAAUUUUAUUGUAAAUGUAAGUAAAUACACCGUGUUUUAUUUGUUUUCCGUUAAAUUCGACAUGUCGUUAAGUUCGUUAUCAGGAACCAGCCUGUAUAUCACUUUUAGUUAAA
This is a messenger RNA of Leguminivora glycinivorella, 1347 nucleotides long. Its product is annotated as octopamine receptor-like. Gene Ontology annotation, cellular component: dendrite; membrane. Gene Ontology annotation, molecular function: neurotransmitter receptor activity; G protein-coupled serotonin receptor activity. The record is from RefSeq and is a predicted model, not a curated record. Gene Ontology annotation, biological process: chemical synaptic transmission; G protein-coupled receptor signaling pathway, coupled to cyclic nucleotide second messenger. Bases 261 to 1142 code for a protein of 293 amino acids. The transcript is spliced from 8 exons. NCBI's taxonomy places the organism in Eukaryota, Metazoa, Arthropoda, Insecta, Lepidoptera, Tortricidae.